AUGAAUGCGGGGAGCCCGUCGUCCAACCUCCUUCCCCGGACCUCUCAUUUCCCCUCCCUGUUCCCUCAUUUCCCCCCCUCCCUCUCUCUUUUCCCCCACUACUCCUACCCCUUGUUUCCCCCUCUGCUUACCCUCGUUCCCCCCUCUUUUUUCCCUUCUUUCCCCCUCUCCUCUCCCUCGUUCCCCCCUCUCCAUCCCAUCAUUUCCCCCUCUGCUUCCCCUCGUUCCCCCUCUCCAUCCCCUGAUUUCCCCCUCCUUUCCCCCACUGCUUCCCCUCCUUUCCCUCACUUCUUCGCCUCCUUUCCCCCGCUGCUUCCCCUACUUUCCCCCACUGCUUCCCCUCCUUUCCCCCGCUGCUUCCCCUCCUUUCCCCCACUGCUUCCCCUCCUUUCCCCCGCUGCUUCCCCUCCUUUCCCCCACUGCUUCCCCUCCUUUCCCCCGCUGCUUCCCCUCCUUUCCCCCGCUGCUUCCCCUCCUUUCCCCCUCUCCUUCACCUCAUUUCCCCCGCUGCUUCCCCUCCUUUCCCCCGCUGCUUCCCCUCGUUUCUCCCGCUGCUUCCCCUCCUUUUCCCCGCUGCUUCCCCUCCUUUCCCCCGCUGCUUCCCCUCCUUUCCCCCACUGCUUCCCCUCCUUUCCCCCGCUGCUUCCCCUCCUUCCCCCCACACAACUUUCCCUCACAUCCCCUCUCCCUCCCCCGUUUGUUACCCAUCCCUCCCCCUGUUUGUUACCCAUCCCUCCCCCUGUUUGUUACCCAUCCCUCUCCUCCACCCAUCCAUCUCCCUCUCCUUCCCCUCGUUCCCCCCUCUCCUUCCCCUCGUUCCCCCUCGCCUUCCCCUCGUUCCCCCCUCUCCUUCCCCUCGUUCCCCCUCUCCUUCCCCUCGUUCCCCCCUCUCCUUCCCCUCGUUCCCCCCUCUCCUUCCCCUCGUUCCCCCCUCUCCUUCUCCUCGUUCCCCCCCUCUCCUUCCCCUCGUUCCCCCCUCUCCUUCACCUCAUUACCCCCUCUCUGCUUCCCCUCGUUCCCCCCCCUCAUCCUUGUUCACCCCACAAGUUCCCCUCAUUUCCUCUCAUCACCUCCCCUGCUCCCUCUCACUACCUCCCCUGCUCCCUCUCACUACCUCCCCAGCUUCCAAUCUUUUCUCCCUCUGCUUCCCCUCGUUUCUCCCUCUCUUUCCCUUCAUUUCCGUCCCUGCUUCUCCUUUGCCUGCUUUCUCUUCGAUUGCGUCUUGCCCACAGUUCCCCCCUUACCCUCCUUCCUCUGUUGUUUUCUAUGCUACCGUAUCACCCUCCUUUCUCUGAGUUUUUCACCCCUUCUUACGCUUUGUCUCCCCACCUGCUUGCCCUUGUUCGUCUCCACCCCCUUACCCUCCCCCCAACCCGCUCUUCCUGCACGCUUGUACUCUGUCCUCCGGUUUUCCAGAUCAUCGUUACUCGAUAUCUGCUCUGUGCAGCAUGGAGCACAGUGAAUGGAAUCCAAUGGUUGUCAUGUGACCUCUGUUCUUUCAAAUGGGCACAGUACAGCAUUGUGGGUCCCCGAACCUAUGGGAGGGAAGGCAGGGAUGUGAGGAGGGAAGGCAGGGAUGUGAGGAGGGAAGGCAGGGAUGUGAGGAGGGAAGGCAGGGAUGUGAGGAGGGAAGGCAGGGAUGUGAGGAGGGAAGGCAGGGAUGUGAGGAGGGAAGGCAGGGAUGUGAGGAGGGAAGGCAGGGAUGUGAGGAGGGAAGGCAGGGAUGUGAGGAGGGAAGGCAGGGAUGUGAGGAGGGAAGGCAGGGAUGUGAGGAGGGAAGGCAGGGAUGUGAGGAGGGAAGGCAGGGAUGUGAGGAGGGAAGGCAGGGAUGUGAGGAGGGAAGGCAGGGAUGUGAGGAGGGAAGGCAGGGAUGUGAGGAGGGAAGGCAGGGAUGUGAGGAGGGAAGGCAGGGAUGUGAGGAGGGAAGGCAGGGAUGUGAGGAGGGAAGGCAGGGAUGUGAGGAGGGAAGGCAGGGAUGUGAGGAGGGAAGGCAGGGAUGUGAGGAGGGAAGGCAGGGAUGUGAGGAGGGAAGGCAGGGAUGUGAGGAGGGAAGGCAGGGAUGUGAGGAGGGAAGGCAGGGAUGUGAGGAGGGAAGGCAGGGAUGUGAGGAGGGAAGGCAGGGAUGUGAGGAGGGAAGGCAGGGAUGUGAGGAGGGAAGGCAGGGAUGUGAGGAGGGAAGGCAGGGAUGUGAGGAGGGAAGGCAGGGAUGUGAGGAGGGAAGGCAGGGAUGUGAGGAGGGAAGGCAGGGAUGUGAGGAGGGAAGGCAGGGAUGUGAGGAGGGAAGGCAGGGAUGUGAGGAGGGAAGGCAGGGAUGUGAGGAGGGAAGGCAGGGAUGUGAGGAGGGAAGGCAGGGAUGUGAGGAGGGAAGGCAGGGAUGUGAGGAGGGAAGGCAGGGAUGUGAGGAGGGAAGGCAGGGAUGUGAGGAGGGAAGGCAGGGAUGUGAGGAGGGAAGGCAGGGAUGUGAGGAGGGAAGGCAGGGAUGUGAGGAGGGAAGGCAGGGAUGUGAGGAGGGAAGGCAGGGAUGUGAGGAGGGAAGGCAGGGAUGUGAGGAGGGAAGGCAGGGAUGUGAGGAGGGAAGGCAGGGAUGUGAGGAGGGAAGGCAGGGAUGUGAGGAGGGAAGGCAGGGAUGUGAGGAGGGAAGGCAGGGAUGUGAGGAGGGAAGGCAGGGAUGUGAGGAGGGAAGGCAGGGAUGUGAGGAGGGAAGGCAGGGAUGUGAGGAGGGAAGGCAGGGAUGUGAGGAGGGAAGGCAGGGAUGUGAGGAGGGAAGGCAGGGAUGUGAGGAGGGAAGGCAGGGAUGUGAGGAGGGAAGGCAGGGAUGUGAGGAGGGAAGGCAGGGAUGUGAGGAGGGAAGGCAGGGAUGUGAGGAGGGAAGGCAGGGAUGUGAGGAGGGAAGGCAGGGAUGUGAGGAGGGAAGGCAGGGAUGUGAGGAGGGAAGGCAGGGAUGUGAGGAGGGAAGGCAGGGAUGUGAGGAGGGAAGGCAGGGAUGUGAGGAGGGAAGGCAGGGAUGUGAGGAGGGAAGGCAGGGAUGUGAGGAGGGAAGGCAGGGAUGUGAGGAGGGAAGGCAGGGAUGUGAGGAGGGAAGGCAGGGAUGUGAGGAGGGAAGGCAGGGAUGUGAGGAGGGAAGGCAGGGAUGUGAGGAGGGAAGGCAGGGAUGUGAGGAGGGAAGGCAGGGAUGUGAGGAGGGAAGGCAGGGAUGUGAGGAGGGAAGGCAGGGAUGUGAGGAGGGAAGGCAGGGAUGUGAGGAGGGAAGGCAGGGAUGUGAGGAGGGAAGGCAGGGAUGUGAGGAGGGAAGGCAGGGAUGUGAGGAGGGAAGGCAGGGAUGUGAGGAGGGAAGGCAGGGAUGUGAGGAGGGAAGGCAGGGAUGUGAGGAGGGAAGGCAGGGAUGUGAGGAGGGAAGGCAGGGAUGUGAGGAGGGAAGGCAGGGAUGUGAGGAGGGAAGGCAGGGAUGUGAGGAGGGAAGGCAGGGAUGUGAGGAGGGAAGGCAGGGAUGUGAGGAGGGAAGGCAGGGAUGUGAGGAGGGAAGGCAGGGAUGUGAGGAGGGAAGGCAGGGAUGUGAGGAGGGAAGGCAGGGAUGUGAGGAGGGAAGGCAGGGAUGUGAGGAGGGAAGGCAGGGAUGUGAGGAGGGAAGGCAGGGAUGUGAGGAGGGAAGGCAGGGAUGUGAGGAGGGAAGGCAGGGAUGUGAGGAGGGAAGGCAGGGAUGUGAGGAGGGAAGGCAGGGAUGUGAGGAGGGAAGGCAGGGAUGUGAGGAGGGAAGGCAGGGAUGUGAGGAGGGAAGGCAGGGAUGUGAGGAGGGAAGGCAGGGAUGUGAGGAGGGAAGGCAGGGAUGUGAGGAGGGAAGGCAGGGAUGUGAGGAGGGAAGGCAGGGAUGUGAGGAGGGAAGGCAGGGAUGUGAGGAGGGAAGGCAGGGAUGUGAGGAGGGAAGGCAGGGAUGUGAGGAGGGAAGGCAGGGAUGUGAGGAGGGAAGGCAGGGAUGUGAGGAGGGAAGGCAGGGAUGUGAGGAGGGAAGGCAGGGAUGUGAGGAGGGAAGGCAGGGAUGUGAGGAGGGAAGGCAGGGAUGUGAGGAGGGAAGGCAGGGAUGUGAGGAGGGAAGGCAGGGAUGUGAGGAGGGAAGGCAGGGAUGUGAGGAGGGAAGGCAGGGAUGUGAGGAGGGAAGGCAGGGAUGUGAGGAGGGAAGGCAGGGAUGUGAGGAGGGAAGGCAGGGAUGUGAGGAGGGAAGGCAGGGAUGUGAGGAGGGAAGGCAGGGAUGUGAGGAGGGAAGGCAGGGAUGUGAGGAGGGAAGGCAGGGAUGUGAGGAGGGAAGGCAGGGAUGUGAGGAGGGAAGGCAGGGAUGUGAGGAGGGAAGGCAGGGAUGUGAGGAGGGAAGGCAGGGAUGUGAGGAGGGAAGGCAGGGAUGUGAGGAGGGAAGGCAGGGAUGUGAGGAGGGAAGGCAGGGAUGUGAGGAGGGAAGGCAGGGAUGUGAGGAGGGAAGGCAGGGAUGUGAGGAGGGAAGGCAGGGAUGUGAGGAGGGAAGGCAGGGAUGUGAGGAGGGAAGGCAGGGAUGUGAGGAGGGAAGGCAGGGAUGUGAGGAGGGAAGGCAGGGAUGUGAGGAGGGAAGGCAGGGAUGUGAGGAGGGAAGGCAGGGAUGUGAGGAGGGAAGGCAGGGAUGUGAGGAGGGAAGGCAGGGAUGUGAGGAGGGAAGGCAGGGAUGUGAGGAGGGAAGGCAGGGAUGUGAGGAGGGAAGGCAGGGAUGUGAGGAGGGAAGGCAGGGAUGUGAGGAGGGAAGGCAGGGAUGUGAGGAGGGAAGGCAGGGAUGUGAGGAGGGAAGGCAGGGAUGUGAGGAGGGAAGGCAGGGAUGUGAGGAGGGAAGGCAGGGAUGUGAGGAGGGAAGGCAGGGAUGUGAGGAGGGAAGGCAGGGAUGUGAGGAGGGAAGGCAGGGAUGUGAGGAGGGAAGGCAGGGAUGUGAGGAGGGAAGGCAGGGAUGUGAGGAGGGAAGGCAGGGAUGUGAGGAGGGAAGGCAGGGAUGUGAGGAGGGAAGGCAGGGAUGUGAGGAGGGAAGGCAGGGAUGUGAGGAGGGAAGGCAGGGAUGUGAGGAGGGAAGGCAGGGAUGUGAGGAGGGAAGGCAGGGAUGUGAGGAGGGAAGGCAGGGAUGUGAGGAGGGAAGGCAGGGAUGUGAGGAGGGAAGGCAGGGAUGUGAGGAGGGAAGGCAGGGAUGUGAGGAGGGAAGGCAGGGAUGUGAGGAGGGAAGGCAGGGAUGUGAGGAGGGAAGGCAGGGAUGUGAGGAGGGAAGGCAGGGAUGUGAGGAGGGAAGGCAGGGAUGUGAGGAGGGAAGGCAGGGAUGUGAGGAGGGAAGGCAGGGAUGUGAGGAGGGAAGGCAGGGAUGUGAGGAGGGAAGGCAGGGAUGUGAGGAGGGAAGGCAGGGAUGUGAGGAGGGAAGGCAGGGAUGUGAGGAGGGAAGGCAGGGAUGUGAGGAGGGAAGGCAGGGAUGUGAGGAGGGAAGGCAGGGAUGUGAGGAGGGAAGGCAGGGAUGUGAGGAGGGAAGGCAGGGAUGUGAGGAGGGAAGGCAGGGAUGUGAGGAGGGAAGGCAGGGAUGUGAGGAGGGAAGGCAGGGAUGUGAGGAGGGAAGGCAGGGAUGUGAGGAGGGAAGGCAGGGAUGUGAGGAGGGAAGGCAGGGAUGUGAGGAGGGAAGGCAGGGAUGUGAGGAGGGAAGGCAGGGAUGUGAGGAGGGAAGGCAGGGAUGUGAGGAGGGAAGGCAGGGAUGUGAGGAGGGAAGGCAGGGAUGUGAGGAGGGAAGGCAGGGAUGUGAGGAGGGAAGGCAGGGAUGUGAGGAGGGAAGGCAGGGAUGUGAGGAGGGAAGGCAGGGAUGUGAGGAGGGAAGGCAGGGAUGUGAGGAGGGAAGGCAGGGAUGUGAGGAGGGAAGGCAGGGAUGUGAGGAGGGAAGGCAGGGAUGUGAGGAGGGAAGGCAGGGAUGUGAGGAGGGAAGGCAGGGAUGUGAGGAGGGAAGGCAGGGAUGUGAGGAGGGAAGGCAGGGAUGUGAGGAGGGAAGGCAGGGAUGUGAGGAGGGAAGGCAGGGAUGUGAGGAGGGAAGGCAGGGAUGUGAGGAGGGAAGGCAGGGAUGUGAGGAGGGAAGGCAGGGAUGUGAGGAGGGAAGGCAGGGAUGUGAGGAGGGAAGGCAGGGAUGUGAGGAGGGAAGGCAGGGAUGUGAGGAGGGAAGGCAGGGAUGUGAGGAGGGAAGGCAGGGAUGUGAGGAGGGAAGGCAGGGAUGUGAGGAGGGAAGGCAGGGAUGUGAGGAGGGAAGGCAGGGAUGUGAGGAGGGAAGGCAGGGAUGUGAGGAGGGAAGGCAGGGAUGUGAGGAGGGAAGGCAGGGAUGUGAGGAGGGAAGGCAGGGAUGUGAGGAGGGAAGGCAGGGAUGUGAGGAGGGAAGGCAGGGAUGUGAGGAGGGAAGGCAGGGAUGUGAGGAGGGAAGGCAGGGAUGUGAGGAGGGAAGGCAGGGAUGUGAGGAGGGAAGGCAGGGAUGUGAGGAGGGAAGGCAGGGAUGUGAGGAGGGAAGGCAGGGAUGUGAGGAGGGAAGGCAGGGAUGUGAGGAGGGAAGGCAGGGAUGUGAGGAGGGAAGGCAGGGAUGUGAGGAGGGAAGGCAGGGAUGUGAGGAGGGAAGGCAGGGAUGUGAGGAGGGAAGGCAGGGAUGUGAGGAGGGAAGGCAGGGAUGUGAGGAGGGAAGGCAGGGAUGUGAGGAGGGAAGGCAGGGAUGUGAGGAGGGAAGGCAGGGAUGUGAGGAGGGAAGGCAGGGAUGUGAGGAGGGAAGGCAGGGAUGUGAGGAGGGAAGGCAGGGAUGUGAGGAGGGAAGGCAGGGAUGUGAGGAGGGAAGGCAGGGAUGUGAGGAGGGAAGGCAGGGAUGUGAGGAGGGAAGGCAGGGAUGUGAGGAGGGAAGGCAGGGAUGUGAGGAGGGAAGGCAGGGAUGUGAGGAGGGAAGGCAGGGAUGUGAGGAGGGAAGGCAGGGAUGUGAGGAGGGAAGGCAGGGAUGUGAGGAGGGAAGGCAGGGAUGUGAGGAGGGAAGGCAGGGAUGUGAGGAGGGAAGGCAGGGAUGUGAGGAGGGAAGGCAGGGAUGUGAGGAGGGAAGGCAGGGAUGUGAGGAGGGAAGGCAGGGAUGUGAGGAGGGAAGGCAGGGAUGUGAGGAGGGAAGGCAGGGAUGUGAGGAGGGAAGGCAGGGAUGUGAGGAGGGAAGGCAGGGAUGUGAGGAGGGAAGGCAGGGAUGUGAGGAGGGAAGGCAGGGAUGUGAGGAGGGAAGGCAGGGAUGUGAGGAGGGAAGGCAGGGAUGUGAGGAGGGAAGGCAGGGAUGUGAGGAGGGAAGGCAGGGAUGUGAGGAGGGAAGGCAGGGAUGUGAGGAGGGAAGGCAGGGAUGUGAGGAGGGAAGGCAGGGAUGCAGGGAUGGAUGUGAGGAGGGAAGGCAGGGAUGUGAGGAGGGAAGGCAGGGAUGUGAGGAGGGAAGGCAGGGAUGUGAGGAGGGAAGGCAGGGAUGUGAGGAGGGAAGGCAGGGAUGUGAGGAGGGAAGGCAGGGAUGUGAGGAGGGAAGGCAGGGAUGUGAGGAGGGAAGGCAGGGAUGUGAGGAGGGAAGGCAGGGAUGUGAGGAGGGAAGGCAGGGAUGUGAGGAGGGAAGGCAGGGAUGUGAGGAGGGAAGGCAGGGAUGUGAGGAGGGAAGGCAGGGAUGUGAGGAGGGAAGGCAGGGAUGUGAGGAGGGAAGGCAGGGAUGUGAGGAGGGAAGGCAGGGAUGUGAGGAGGGAAGGCAGGGAUGUGAGGAGGGAAGGCAGGGAUGUGAGGAGGGAAGGCAGGGAUGUGAGGAGGGAAGGCAGGGAUGUGAGGAGGGAAGGCAGGGAUGUGAGGAGGGAAGGCAGGGAUGUGAGGAGGGAAGGCAGGGAUGUGAGGAGGGAAGGCAGGGAUGUGAGGAGGGAAGGCAGGGAUGUGAGGAGGGAAGGCAGGGAUGUGAGGAGGGAAGGCAGGGAUGUGAGGAGGGAAGGCAGGGAUGUGAGGAGGGAAGGCAGGGAUGUGAGGAGGGAAGGCAGGGAUGUGAGGAGGGAAGGCAGGGAUGUGAGGAGGGAAGGCAGGGAUGUGAGGAGGGAAGGCAGGGAUGUGAGGAGGGAAGGCAGGGAUGUGAGGAGGGAAGGCAGGGAUGUGAGGAGGGAAGGCAGGGAUGUGAGGAGGGAAGGCAGGGAUGUGAGGAGGGAAGGCAGGGAUGUGAGGAGGGAAGGCAGGGAUGUGAGGAGGGAAGGCAGGGAUGUGAGGAGGGAAGGCAGGGAUGUGAGGAGGGAAGGCAGGGAUGUGAGGAGGGAAGGCAGGGAUGUGAGGAGGGAAGGCAGGGAUGUGAGGAGGGAAGGCAGGGAUGUGAGGAGGGAAGGCAGGGAUGUGAGGAGGGAAGGCAGGGAUGUGAGGAGGGAAGGCAGGGAUGUGAGGAGGGAAGGCAGGGAUGUGAGGAGGGAAGGCAGGGAUGUGAGGAGGGAAGGCAGGGAUGUGAGGAGGGAAGGCAGGGAUGUGAGGAGGGAAGGCAGGGAUGUGAGGAGGGAAGGCAGGGAUGUGAGGAGGGAAGGCAGGGAUGUGAGGAGGGAAGGCAGGGAUGUGAGGAGGGAAGGCAGGGAUGUGAGGAGGGAAGGCAGGGAUGUGAGGAGGGAAGGCAGGGAUGUGAGGAGGGAAGGCAGGGAUGUGAGGAGGGAAGGCAGGGAUGUGAGGAGGGAAGGCAGGGAUGUGAGGAGGGAAGGCAGGGAUGUGAGGAGGGAAGGCAGGGAUGUGAGGAGGGAAGGCAGGGAUGUGAGGAGGGAAGGCAGGGAUGUGAGGAGGGAAGGCAGGGAUGUGAGGAGGGAAGGCAGGGAUGUGAGGAGGGAAGGCAGGGAUGUGAGGAGGGAAGGCAGGGAUGUGAGGAGGGAAGGCAGGGAUGUGAGGAGGGAAGGCAGGGAUGUGAGGAGGGAAGGCAGGGAUGUGAGGAGGGAAGGCAGGGAUGUGAGGAGGGAAGGCAGGGAUGUGAGGAGGGAAGGCAGGGAUGUGAGGAGGGAAGGCAGGGAUGUGAGGAGGGAAGGCAGGGAUGUGAGGAGGGAAGGCAGGGAUGUGAGGAGGGAAGGCAGGGAUGUGAGGAGGGAAGGCAGGGAUGUGAGGAGGGAAGGCAGGGAUGUGAGGAGGGAAGGCAGGGAUGUGAGGAGGGAAGGCAGGGAUGUGAGGAGGGAAGGCAGGGAUGUGAGGAGGGAAGGCAGGGAUGUGAGGAGGGAAGGCAGGGAUGUGAGGAGGGAAGGCAGGGAUGUGAGGAGGGAAGGCAGGGAUGUGAGGAGGGAAGGCAGGGAUGUGAGGAGGGAAGGCAGGGAUGUGAGGAGGGAAGGCAGGGAUGUGAGGAGGGAAGGCAGGGAUGUGAGGAGGGAAGGCAGGGAUGUGAGGAGGGAAGGCAGGGAUGUGAGGAGGGAAGGCAGGGAUGUGAGGAGGGAAGGCAGGGAUGUGAGGAGGGAAGGCAGGGAUGUGAGGAGGGAAGGCAGGGAUGUGAGGAGGGAAGGCAGGGAUGUGAGGAGGGAAGGCAGGGAUGUGAGGAGGGAAGGCAGGGAUGUGAGGAGGGAAGGCAGGGAUGUGAGGAGGGAAGGCAGGGAUGUGAGGAGGGAAGGCAGGGAUGUGAGGAGGGAAGGCAGGGAUGUGAGGAGGGAAGGCAGGGAUGUGAGGAGGGAAGGCAGGGAUGUGAGGAGGGAAGGCAGGGAUGUGAGGAGGGAAGGCAGGGAUGUGAGGAGGGAAGGCAGGGAUGUGAGGAGGGAAGGCAGGGAUGUGAGGAGGGAAGGCAGGGAUGUGAGGAGGGAAGGCAGGGAUGUGAGGAGGGAAGGCAGGGAUGUGAGGAGGGAAGGCAGGGAUGUGAGGAGGGAAGGCAGGGAUGUGAGGAGGGAAGGCAGGGAUGUGAGGAGGGAAGGCAGGGAUGUGAGGAGGGAAGGCAGGGAUGUGAGGAGGGAAGGCAGGGAUGUGAGGAGGGAAGGCAGGGAUGUGAGGAGGGAAGGCAGGGAUGUGAGGAGGGAAGGCAGGGAUGUGAGGAGGGAAGGCAGGGAUGUGAGGAGGGAAGGCAGGGAUGUGAGGAGGGAAGGCAGGGAUGUGAGGAGGGAAGGCAGGGAUGUGAGGAGGGAAGGCAGGGAUGUGAGGAGGGAAGGCAGGGAUGUGAGGAGGGAAGGCAGGGAUGUGAGGAGGGAAGGCAGGGAUGUGAGGAGGGAAGGCAGGGAUGUGAGGAGGGAAGGCAGGGAUGUGAGGAGGGAAGGCAGGGAUGUGAGGAGGGAAGGCAGGGAUGUGAGGAGGGAAGGCAGGGAUGUGAGGAGGGAAGGCAGGGAUGUGAGGAGGGAAGGCAGGGAUGUGAGGAGGGAAGGCAGGGAUGUGAGGAGGGAAGGCAGGGAUGUGAGGAGGGAAGGCAGGGAUGUGAGGAGGGAAGGCAGGGAUGUGAGGAGGGAAGGCAGGGAUGUGAGGAGGGAAGGCAGGGAUGUGAGGAGGGAAGGCAGGGAUGUGAGGAGGGAAGGCAGGGAUGUGAGGAGGGAAGGCAGGGAUGUGAGGAGGGAAGGCAGGGAUGUGAGGAGGGAAGGCAGGGAUGUGAGGAGGGAAGGCAGGGAUGUGAGGAGGGAAGGCAGGGAUGUGAGGAGGGAAGGCAGGGAUGUGAGGAGGGAAGGCAGGGAUGUGAGGAGGGAAGGCAGGGAUGUGAGGAGGGAAGGCAGGGAUGUGAGGAGGGAAGGCAGGGAUGUGAGGAGGGAAGGCAGGGAUGUGAGGAGGGAAGGCAGGGAUGUGAGGAGGGAAGGCAGGGAUGUGAGGAGGGAAGGCAGGGAUGUGAGGAGGGAAGGCAGGGAUGUGAGGAGGGAAGGCAGGGAUGUGAGGAGGGAAGGCAGGGAUGUGAGGAGGGAAGGCAGGGAUGUGAGGAGGGAAGGCAGGGAUGUGAGGAGGGAAGGCAGGGAUGUGAGGAGGGAAGGCAGGGAUGUGAGGAGGGAAGGCAGGGAUGUGAGGAGGGAAGGCAGGGAUGUGAGGAGGGAAGGCAGGGAUGUGAGGAGGGAAGGCAGGGAUGUGAGGAGGGAAGGCAGGGAUGUGAGGAGGGAAGGCAGGGAUGUGAGGAGGGAAGGCAGGGAUGUGAGGAGGGAAGGCAGGGAUGUGAGGAGGGAAGGCAGGGAUGUGAGGAGGGAAGGCAGGGAUGUGAGGAGGGAAGGCAGGGAUGUGAGGAGGGAAGGCAGGGAUGUGAGGAGGGAAGGCAGGGAUGUGAGGAGGGAAGGCAGGGAUGUGAGGAGGGAAGGCAGGGAUGUGAGGAGGGAAGGCAGGGAUGUGAGGAGGGAAGGCAGGGAUGUGAGGAGGGAAGGCAGGGAUGUGAGGAGGGAAGGCAGGGAUGUGAGGAGGGAAGGCAGGGAUGUGAGGAGGGAAGGCAGGGAUGUGAGGAGGGAAGGCAGGGAUGUGAGGAGGGAAGGCAGGGAUGUGAGGAGGGAAGGCAGGGAUGUGAGGAGGGAAGGCAGGGAUGUGAGGAGGGAAGGCAGGGAUGUGAGGAGGGAAGGCAGGGAUGUGAGGAGGGAAGGCAGGGAUGUGAGGAGGGAAGGCAGGGAUGUGAGGAGGGAAGGCAGGGAUGUGAGGAGGGAAGGCAGGGAUGUGAGGAGGGAAGGCAGGGAUGUGAGGAGGGAAGGCAGGGAUGUGAGGAGGGAAGGCAGGGAUGUGAGGAGGGAAGGCAGGGAUGUGAGGAGGGAAGGCAGGGAUGUGAGGAGGGAAGGCAGGGAUGUGAGGAGGGAAGGCAGGGAUGUGAGGAGGGAAGGCAGGGAUGUGAGGAGGGAAGGCAGGGAUGUGAGGAGGGAAGGCAGGGAUGUGAGGAGGGAAGGCAGGGAUGUGAGGAGGGAAGGCAGGGAUGUGAGGAGGGAAGGCAGGGAUGUGAGGAGGGAAGGCAGGGAUGUGAGGAGGGAAGGCAGGGAUGUGAGGAGGGAAGGCAGGGAUGUGAGGAGGGAAGGCAGGGAUGUGAGGAGGGAAGGCAGGGAUGUGAGGAGGGAAGGCAGGGAUGUGAGGAGGGAAGGCAGGGAUGUGAGGAGGGAAGGCAGGGAUGUGAGGAGGGAAGGCAGGGAUGUGAGGAGGGAAGGCAGGGAUGUGAGGAGGGAAGGCAGGGAUGUGAGGAGGGAAGGCAGGGAUGUGAGGAGGGAAGGCAGGGAUGUGAGGAGGGAAGGCAGGGAUGUGAGGAGGGAAGGCAGGGAUGUGAGGAGGGAAGGCAGGGAUGUGAGGAGGGAAGGCAGGGAUGUGAGGAGGGAAGGCAGGGAUGUGAGGAGGGAAGGCAGGGAUGUGAGGAGGGAAGGCAGGGAUGUGAGGAGGGAAGGCAGGGAUGUGAGGAGGGAAGGCAGGGAUGUGAGGAGGGAAGGCAGGGAUGUGAGGAGGGAAGGCAGGGAUGUGAGGAGGGAAGGCAGGGAUGUGAGGAGGGAAGGCAGGGAUGUGAGGAGGGAAGGCAGGGAUGUGAGGAGGGAAGGCAGGGAUGUGAGGAGGGAAGGCAGGGAUGUGAGGAGGGAAGGCAGGGAUGUGAGGAGGGAAGGCAGGGAUGUGAGGAGGGAAGGCAGGGAUGUGAGGAGGGAAGGCAGGGAUGUGAGGAGGGAAGGCAGGGAUGUGAGGAGGGAAGGCAGGGAUGUGAGGAGGGAAGGCAGGGAUGUGAGGAGGGAAGGCAGGGAUGUGAGGAGGGAAGGCAGGGAUGUGAGGAGGGAAGGCAGGGAUGUGAGGAGGGAAGGCAGGGAUGUGAGGAGGGAAGGCAGGGAUGUGAGGAGGGAAGGCAGGGAUGUGAGGAGGGAAGGCAGGGAUGUGAGGAGGGAAGGCAGGGAUGUGAGGAGGGAAGGCAGGGAUGUGAGGAGGGAAGGCAGGGAUGUGAGGAGGGAAGGCAGGGAUGUGAGGAGGGAAGGCAGGGAUGUGAGGAGGGAAGGCAGGGAUGUGAGGAGGGAAGGCAGGGAUGUGAGGAGGGAAGGCAGGGAUGUGAGGAGGGAAGGCAGGGAUGUGAGGAGGGAAGGCAGGGAUGUGAGGAGGGAAGGCAGGGAUGUGAGGAGGGAAGGCAGGGAUGUGAGGAGGGAAGGCAGGGAUGUGAGGAGGGAAGGCAGGGAUGUGAGGAGGGAAGGCAGGGAUGUGAGGAGGGAAGGCAGGGAUGUGAGGAGGGAAGGCAGGGAUGUGAGGAGGGAAGGCAGGGAUGUGAGGAGGGAAGGCAGGGAUGUGAGGAGGGAAGGCAGGGAUGUGAGGAGGGAAGGCAGGGAUGUGAGGAGGGAAGGCAGGGAUGUGAGGAGGGAAGGCAGGGAUGUGAGGAGGGAAGGCAGGGAUGUGAGGAGGGAAGGCAGGGAUGUGAGGAGGGAAGGCAGGGAUGUGAGGAGGGAAGGCAGGGAUGUGAGGAGGGAAGGCAGGGAUGUGAGGAGGGAAGGCAGGGAUGUGAGGAGGGAAGGCAGGGAUGUGAGGAGGGAAGGCAGGGAUGUGAGGAGGGAAGGCAGGGAUGUGAGGAGGGAAGGCAGGGAUGUGAGGAGGGAAGGCAGGGAUGUGAGGAGGGAAGGCAGGGAUGUGAGGAGGGAAGGCAGGGAUGUGAGGAGGGAAGGCAGGGAUGUGAGGAGGGAAGGCAGGGAUGUGAGGAGGGAAGGCAGGGAUGUGAGGAGGGAAGGCAGGGAUGUGAGGAGGGAAGGCAGGGAUGUGAGGAGGGAAGGCAGGGAUGUGAGGAGGGAAGGCAGGGAUGUGAGGAGGGAAGGCAGGGAUGUGAGGAGGGAAGGCAGGGAUGUGAGGAGGGAAGGCAGGGAUGUGAGGAGGGAAGGCAGGGAUGUGAGGAGGGAAGGCAGGGAUGUGAGGAGGGAAGGCAGGGAUGUGAGGAGGGAAGGCAGGGAUGUGAGGAGGGAAGGCAGGGAUGUGAGGAGGGAAGGCAGGGAUGUGAGGAGGGAAGGCAGGGAUGUGAGGAGGGAAGGCAGGGAUGUGAGGAGGGAAGGCAGGGAUGUGAGGAGGGAAGGCAGGGAUGUGAGGAGGGAAGGCAGGGAUGUGAGGAGGGAAGGCAGGGAUGUGAGGAGGGAAGGCAGGGAUGUGAGGAGGGAAGGCAGGGAUGUGAGGAGGGAAGGCAGGGAUGUGAGGAGGGAAGGCAGGGAUGUGAGGAGGGAAGGCAGGGAUGUGAGGAGGGAAGGCAGGGAUGUGAGGAGGGAAGGCAGGGAUGUGAGGAGGGAAGGCAGGGAUGUGAGGAGGGAAGGCAGGGAUGUGAGGAGGGAAGGCAGGGAUGUGAGGAGGGAAGGCAGGGAUGUGAGGAGGGAAGGCAGGGAUGUGAGGAGGGAAGGCAGGGAUGUGAGGAGGGAAGGCAGGGAUGUGAGGAGGGAAGGCAGGGAUGUGAGGAGGGAAGGCAGGGAUGUGAGGAGGGAAGGCAGGGAUGUGAGGAGGGAAGGCAGGGAUGUGAGGAGGGAAGGCAGGGAUGUGAGGAGGGAAGGCAGGGAUGUGAGGAGGGAAGGCAGGGAUGUGAGGAGGGAAGGCAGGGAUGUGAGGAGGGAAGGCAGGGAUGUGAGGAGGGAAGGCAGGGAUGUGAGGAGGGAAGGCAGGGAUGUGAGGAGGGAAGGCAGGGAUGUGAGGAGGGAAGGCAGGGAUGUGAGGAGGGAAGGCAGGGAUGUGAGGAGGGAAGGCAGGGAUGUGAGGAGGGAAGGCAGGGAUGUGAGGAGGGAAGGCAGGGAUGUGAGGAGGGAAGGCAGGGAUGUGAGGAGGGAAGGCAGGGAUGUGAGGAGGGAAGGCAGGGAUGUGAGGAGGGAAGGCAGGGAUGUGAGGAGGGAAGGCAGGGAUGUGAGGAGGGAAGGCAGGGAUGUGAGGAGGGAAGGCAGGGAUGUGAGGAGGGAAGGCAGGGAUGUGAGGAGGGAAGGCAGGGAUGUGAGGAGGGAAGGCAGGGAUGUGAGGAGGGAAGGCAGGGAUGUGAGGAGGGAAGGCAGGGAUGUGAGGAGGGAAGGCAGGGAUGUGAGGAGGGAAGGCAGGGAUGUGAGGAGGGAAGGCAGGGAUGUGAGGAGGGAAGGCAGGGAUGUGAGGAGGGAAGGCAGGGAUGUGAGGAGGGAAGGCAGGGAUGUGAGGAGGGAAGGCAGGGAUGUGAGGAGGGAAGGCAGGGAUGUGAGGAGGGAAGGCAGGGAUGUGAGGAGGGAAGGCAGGGAUGUGAGGAGGGAAGGCAGGGAUGUGAGGAGGGAAGGCAGGGAUGUGAGGAGGGAAGGCAGGGAUGUGAGGAGGGAAGGCAGGGAUGUGAGGAGGGAAGGCAGGGAUGUGAGGAGGGAAGGCAGGGAUGUGAGGAGGGAAGGCAGGGAUGUGAGGAGGGAAGGCAGGGAUGUGAGGAGGGAAGGCAGGGAUGUGAGGAGGGAAGGCAGGGAUGUGAGGAGGGAAGGCAGGGAUGUGAGGAGGGAAGGCAGGGAUGUGAGGAGGGAAGGCAGGGAUGUGAGGAGGGAAGGCAGGGAUGUGAGGAGGGAAGGCAGGGAUGUGAGGAGGGAAGGCAGGGAUGUGAGGAGGGAAGGCAGGGAUGUGAGGAGGGAAGGCAGGGAUGUGAGGAGGGAAGGCAGGGAUGUGAGGAGGGAAGGCAGGGAUGUGAGGAGGGAAGGCAGGGAUGUGAGGAGGGAAGGCAGGGAUGUGAGGAGGGAAGGCAGGGAUGUGAGGAGGGAAGGCAGGGAUGUGAGGAGGGAAGGCAGGGAUGUGAGGAGGGAAGGCAGGGAUGUGAGGAGGGAAGGCAGGGAUGUGAGGAGGGAAGGCAGGGAUGUGAGGAGGGAAGGCAGGGAUGUGAGGAGGGAAGGCAGGGAUGUGAGGAGGGAAGGCAGGGAUGUGAGGAGGGAAGGCAGGGAUGUGAGGAGGGAAGGCAGGGAUGUGAGGAGGGAAGGCAGGGAUGUGAGGAGGGAAGGCAGGGAUGUGAGGAGGGAAGGCAGGGAUGUGAGGAGGGAAGGCAGGGAUGUGAGGAGGGAAGGCAGGGAUGUGAGGAGGGAAGGCAGGGAUGUGAGGAGGGAAGGCAGGGAUGUGAGGAGGGAAGGCAGGGAUGUGAGGAGGGAAGGCAGGGAUGUGAGGAGGGAAGGCAGGGAUGUGAGGAGGGAAGGCAGGGAUGUGAGGAGGGAAGGCAGGGAUGUGAGGAGGGAAGGCAGGGAUGUGAGGAGGGAAGGCAGGGAUGUGAGGAGGGAAGGCAGGGAUGUGAGGAGGGAAGGCAGGGAUGUGAGGAGGGAAGGCAGGGAUGUGAGGAGGGAAGGCAGGGAUGUGAGGAGGGAAGGCAGGGAUGUGAGGAGGGAAGGCAGGGAUGUGAGGAGGGAAGGCAGGGAUGUGAGGAGGGAAGGCAGGGAUGUGAGGAGGGAAGGCAGGGAUGUGAGGAGGGAAGGCAGGGAUGUGAGGAGGGAAGGCAGGGAUGUGAGGAGGGAAGGCAGGGAUGUGAGGAGGGAAGGCAGGGAUGUGAGGAGGGAAGGCAGGGAUGUGAGGAGGGAAGGCAGGGAUGUGAGGAGGGAAGGCAGGGAUGUGAGGAGGGAAGGCAGGGAUGUGAGGAGGGAAGGCAGGGAUGUGAGGAGGGAAGGCAGGGAUGUGAGGAGGGAAGGCAGGGAUGUGAGGAGGGAAGGCAGGGAUGUGAGGAGGGAAGGCAGGGAUGUGAGGAGGGAAGGCAGGGAUGUGAGGAGGGAAGGCAGGGAUGUGAGGAGGGAAGGCAGGGAUGUGAGGAGGGAAGGCAGGGAUGUGAGGAGGGAAGGCAGGGAUGUGAGGAGGGAAGGCAGGGAUGUGAGGAGGGAAGGCAGGGAUGUGAGGAGGGAAGGCAGGGAUGUGAGGAGGGAAGGCAGGGAUGUGAGGAGGGAAGGCAGGGAUGUGAGGAGGGAAGGCAGGGAUGUGAGGAGGGAAGGCAGGGAUGUGAGGAGGGAAGGCAGGGAUGUGAGGAGGGAAGGCAGGGAUGUGAGGAGGGAAGGCAGGGAUGUGAGGAGGGAAGGCAGGGAUGUGAGGAGGGAAGGCAGGGAUGUGAGGAGGGAAGGCAGGGAUGUGAGGAGGGAAGGCAGGGAUGUGAGGAGGGAAGGCAGGGAUGUGAGGAGGGAAGGCAGGGAUGUGAGGAGGGAAGGCAGGGAUGUGAGGAGGGAAGGCAGGGAUGUGAGGAGGGAAGGCAGGGAUGUGAGGAGGGAAGGCAGGGAUGUGAGGAGGGAAGGCAGGGAUGUGAGGAGGGAAGGCAGGGAUGUGAGGAGGGAAGGCAGGGAUGUGAGGAGGGAAGGCAGGGAUGUGAGGAGGGAAGGCAGGGAUGUGAGGAGGGAAGGCAGGGAUGUGAGGAGGGAAGGCAGGGAUGUGAGGAGGGAAGGCAGGGAUGUGAGGAGGGAAGGCAGGGAUGUGAGGAGGGAAGGCAGGGAUGUGAGGAGGGAAGGCAGGGAUGUGAGGAGGGAAGGCAGGGAUGUGAGGAGGGAAGGCAGGGAUGUGAGGAGGGAAGGCAGGGAUGUGAGGAGGGAAGGCAGGGAUGUGAGGAGGGAAGGCAGGGAUGUGAGGAGGGAAGGCAGGGAUGUGAGGAGGGAAGGCAGGGAUGUGAGGAGGGAAGGCAGGGAUGUGAGGAGGGAAGGCAGGGAUGUGAGGAGGGAAGGCAGGGAUGUGAGGAGGGAAGGCAGGGAUGUGAGGAGGGAAGGCAGGGAUGUGAGGAGGGAAGGCAGGGAUGUGAGGAGGGAAGGCAGGGAUGUGAGGAGGGAAGGCAGGGAUGUGAGGAGGGAAGGCAGGGAUGUGAGGAGGGAAGGCAGGGAUGUGAGGAGGGAAGGCAGGGAUGUGAGGAGGGAAGGCAGGGAUGUGAGGAGGGAAGGCAGGGAUGUGAGGAGGGAAGGCAGGGAUGUGAGGAGGGAAGGCAGGGAUGUGAGGAGGGAAGGCAGGGAUGUGAGGAGGGAAGGCAGGGAUGUGAGGAGGGAAGGCAGGGAUGUGAGGAGGGAAGGCAGGGAUGUGAGGAGGGAAGGCAGGGAUGUGAGGAGGGAAGGCAGGGAUGUGAGGAGGGAAGGCAGGGAUGUGAGGAGGGAAGGCAGGGAUGUGAGGAGGGAAGGCAGGGAUGUGAGGAGGGAAGGCAGGGAUGUGAGGAGGGAAGGCAGGGAUGUGAGGAGGGAAGGCAGGGAUGUGAGGAGGGAAGGCAGGGAUGUGAGGAGGGAAGGCAGGGAUGUGAGGAGGGAAGGCAGGGAUGUGAGGAGGGAAGGCAGGGAUGUGAGGAGGGAAGGCAGGGAUGUGAGGAGGGAAGGCAGGGAUGUGAGGAGGGAAGGCAGGGAUGUGAGGAGGGAAGGCAGGGAUGUGAGGAGGGAAGGCAGGGAUGUGAGGAGGGAAGGCAGGGAUGUGAGGAGGGAAGGCAGGGAUGUGAGGAGGGAAGGCAGGGAUGUGAGGAGGGAAGGCAGGGAUGUGAGGAGGGAAGGCAGGGAUGUGAGGAGGGAAGGCAGGGAUGUGAGGAGGGAAGGCAGGGAUGUGAGGAGGGAAGGCAGGGAUGUGAGGAGGGAAGGCAGGGAUGUGAGGAGGGAAGGCAGGGAUGUGAGGAGGGAAGGCAGGGAUGUGAGGAGGGAAGGCAGGGAUGUGAGGAGGGAAGGCAGGGAUGUGAGGAGGGAAGGCAGGGAUGUGAGGAGGGAAGGCAGGGAUGUGAGGAGGGAAGGCAGGGAUGUGAGGAGGGAAGGCAGGGAUGUGAGGAGGGAAGGCAGGGAUGUGAGGAGGGAAGGCAGGGAUGUGAGGAGGGAAGGCAGGGAUGUGAGGAGGGAAGGCAGGGAUGUGAGGAGGGAAGGCAGGGAUGUGAGGAGGGAAGGCAGGGAUGUGAGGAGGGAAGGCAGGGAUGUGAGGAGGGAAGGCAGGGAUGUGAGGAGGGAAGGCAGGGAUGUGAGGAGGGAAGGCAGGGAUGUGAGGAGGGAAGGCAGGGAUGUGAGGAGGGAAGGCAGGGAUGUGAGGAGGGAAGGCAGGGAUGUGAGGAGGGAAGGCAGGGAUGUGAGGAGGGAAGGCAGGGAUGUGAGGAGGGAAGGCAGGGAUGUGAGGAGGGAAGGCAGGGAUGUGAGGAGGGAAGGCAGGGAUGUGAGGAGGGAAGGCAGGGAUGUGAGGAGGGAAGGCAGGGAUGUGAGGAGGGAAGGCAGGGAUGUGAGGAGGGAAGGCAGGGAUGUGAGGAGGGAAGGCAGGGAUGUGAGGAGGGAAGGCAGGGAUGUGAGGAGGGAAGGCAGGGAUGUGAGGAGGGAAGGCAGGGAUGUGAGGAGGGAAGGCAGGGAUGUGAGGAGGGAAGGCAGGGAUGUGAGGAGGGAAGGCAGGGAUGUGAGGAGGGAAGGCAGGGAUGUGAGGAGGGAAGGCAGGGAUGUGAGGAGGGAAGGCAGGGAUGUGAGGAGGGAAGGCAGGGAUGUGAGGAGGGAAGGCAGGGAUGUGAGGAGGGAAGGCAGGGAUGUGAGGAGGGAAGGCAGGGAUGUGAGGAGGGAAGGCAGGGAUGUGAGGAGGGAAGGCAGGGAUGUGAGGAGGGAAGGCAGGGAUGUGAGGAGGGAAGGCAGGGAUGUGAGGAGGGAAGGCAGGGAUGUGAGGAGGGAAGGCAGGGAUGUGAGGAGGGAAGGCAGGGAUGUGAGGAGGGAAGGCAGGGAUGUGAGGAGGGAAGGCAGGGAUGUGAGGAGGGAAGGCAGGGAUGUGAGGAGGGAAGGCAGGGAUGUGAGGAGGGAAGGCAGGGAUGUGAGGAGGGAAGGCAGGGAUGUGAGGAGGGAAGGCAGGGAUGUGAGGAGGGAAGGCAGGGAUGUGAGGAGGGAAGGCAGGGAUGUGAGGAGGGAAGGCAGGGAUGUGAGGAGGGAAGGCAGGGAUGUGAGGAGGGAAGGCAGGGAUGUGAGGAGGGAAGGCAGGGAUGUGAGGAGGGAAGGCAGGGAUGUGAGGAGGGAAGGCAGGGAUGUGAGGAGGGAAGGCAGGGAUGUGAGGAGGGAAGGCAGGGAUGUGAGGAGGGAAGGCAGGGAUGUGAGGAGGGAAGGCAGGGAUGUGAGGAGGGAAGGCAGGGAUGUGAGGAGGGAAGGCAGGGAUGUGAGGAGGGAAGGCAGGGAUGUGAGGAGGGAAGGCAGGGAUGUGAGGAGGGAAGGCAGGGAUGUGAGGAGGGAAGGCAGGGAUGUGAGGAGGGAAGGCAGGGAUGUGAGGAGGGAAGGCAGGGAUGUGAGGAGGGAAGGCAGGGAUGUGAGGAGGGAAGGCAGGGAUGUGAGGAGGGAAGGCAGGGAUGUGAGGAGGGAAGGCAGGGAUGUGAGGAGGGAAGGCAGGGAUGUGAGGAGGGAAGGCAGGGAUGUGAGGAGGGAAGGCAGGGAUGUGAGGAGGGAAGGCAGGGAUGUGAGGAGGGAAGGCAGGGAUGUGAGGAGGGAAGGCAGGGAUGUGAGGAGGGAAGGCAGGGAUGUGAGGAGGGAAGGCAGGGAUGUGAGGAGGGAAGGCAGGGAUGUGAGGAGGGAAGGCAGGGAUGUGAGGAGGGAAGGCAGGGAUGUGAGGAGGGAAGGCAGGGAUGUGAGGAGGGAAGGCAGGGAUGUGAGGAGGGAAGGCAGGGAUGUGAGGAGGGAAGGCAGGGAUGUGAGGAGGGAAGGCAGGGAUGUGAGGAGGGAAGGCAGGGAUGUGAGGAGGGAAGGCAGGGAUGUGAGGAGGGAAGGCAGGGAUGUGAGGAGGGAAGGCAGGGAUGUGAGGAGGGAAGGCAGGGAUGUGAGGAGGGAAGGCAGGGAUGUGAGGAGGGAAGGCAGGGAUGUGAGGAGGGAAGGCAGGGAUGUGAGGAGGGAAGGCAGGGAUGUGAGGAGGGAAGGCAGGGAUGUGAGGAGGGAAGGCAGGGAUGUGAGGAGGGAAGGCAGGGAUGUGAGGAGGGAAGGCAGGGAUGUGAGGAGGGAAGGCAGGGAUGUGAGGAGGGAAGGCAGGGAUGUGAGGAGGGAAGGCAGGGAUGUGAGGAGGGAAGGCAGGGAUGUGAGGAGGGAAGGCAGGGAUGUGAGGAGGGAAGGCAGGGAUGUGAGGAGGGAAGGCAGGGAUGUGAGGAGGGAAGGCAGGGAUGUGAGGAGGGAAGGCAGGGAUGUGAGGAGGGAAGGCAGGGAUGUGAGGAGGGAAGGCAGGGAUGUGAGGAGGGAAGGCAGGGAUGUGAGGAGGGAAGGCAGGGAUGUGAGGAGGGAAGGCAGGGAUGUGAGGAGGGAAGGCAGGGAUGUGAGGAGGGAAGGCAGGGAUGUGAGGAGGAAGGGAUGUGAGGAGGGAAGGCAGGGAUGUGAGGAGGGAAGGCAGGGAUGUGAGGAGGGAAGGCAGGGAUGUGAGGAGGGAAGGCAGGGAUGUGAGGAGGGAAGGCCGGGAUGUGAGGAGGGAAGGCCGGAUGUGAGGAGGGAAGGCAGGGAUGUGAGGAGGGAAGGCAGGGAUGUGAGGAGGGAAGGCAGGGAUGUGAGGAGGGAAGGCAGGGAUGUGAGGAGGGAAGGCAGGGAUGUGAGGAGGGAAGGCAGGGAUGUGAGGAGGGAAGGCAGGGAUGUGAGGAGGGAAGGCAGGGAUGUGAGGAGGGAAGGCAGGGAUGUGAGGAGGGAAGGCAGGGAUGUGAGGAGGGAAGGCAGGGAUGUGAGGAGGGAAGGCAGGGAUGUGAGGAGGGAAGGCAGGGAUGUGAGGAGGGAAGGCAGGGAUGUGAGGAGGGAAGGCAGGGAUGUGAGGAGGGAAGGCAGGGAUGUGAGGAGGGAAGGCAGGGAUGUGAGGAGGGAAGGCAGGGAUGUGAGGAGGGAAGGCAGGGAUGUGAGGAGGGAAGGCAGGGAUGUGAGGAGGGAAGGCAGGGAUGUGAGGAGGGAAGGCAGGGAUGUGAGGAGGGAAGGCAGGGAUGUGAGGAGGGAAGGCAGGGAUGUGAGGAGGGAAGGCAGGGAUGUGAGGAGGGAAGGCAGGGAUGUGAGGAGGGAAGGCAGGGAUGUGAGGAGGGAAGGCAGGGAUGUGAGGAGGGAAGGCAGGGAUGUGAGGAGGGAGGCCGGGAUGGAUGUGAGGAGGGAAGGCAGGGAUGUGAGGAGGGAAGGCCGGGAUGGAGUGAGGAGGGAGGCGGGAUGUGAGGAGGGAAGGCAGGGAUGUGAGGAGGGAGGCCGGGAUGUGAGGAGGGAAGGCAGGGAUGUGAGGAGGGAAGGCAGGGAUGUGAGGAGGGAAGGCAGGGAUGUGAGGAGGGAAGGCAGGGAUGUGAGGAGGGAAGGCAGGGAUGUGAGGAGGGAAGGCAGGGAUGUGAGGAGGGAAGGCAGGGAUGUGAGGAGGGAAGGCAGGGAUGUGAGGAGGGAAGGCAGGGAUGUGAGGAGGGAAGGCAGGGAUGUGAGGAGGGAAGGCAGGGAUGUGAGGAGGGAAGGCAGGGAUGUGAGGAGGGAAGGCAGGGAUGUGAGGAGGGAAGGCAGGGAUGUGAGGAGGGAAGGCAGGGAUGUGAGGAGGGAAGGCAGGGAUGGAUGUGAGGAGGAGGGGAAGGGCAGGGAUGUGAGGAGGGAAGGCAGGGAUGUGAGGAGGGAAGGCAGGGAUGUGAGGAGGGAAGGCAGGGAUGUGAGGAGGGAAGGCAGGGAUGUGAGGAGGGAAGGCAGGGAUGUGAGGAGGGAAGGCAGGGAUGUGAGGAGGGAAGGCAGGGAUGUGAGGAGGGAAGGCAGGGAUGUGAGGAGGGAAGGCAGGGAUGUGAGGAGGGAAGGCAGGGAUGUGAGGAGGGAAGGCAGGGAUGUGAGGAGGGAAGGCAGGGAUGUGAGGAGGGAAGGCAGGGAUGUGAGGAGGGAAGGCAGGGAUGUGAGGAGGGAAGGCAGGGAUGUGAGGAGGGAAGGCAGGGAUGUGAGGAGGGAAGGCAGGGAUGUGAGGAGGGAAGGCAGGGAUGUGAGGAGGGAAGGCAGGGAUGUGAGGAGGGAAGGCAGGGAUGUGAGGAGGGAAGGCAGGGAUGUGAGGAGGGAAGGCAGGGAUGUGAGGAGGGAAGGCAGGGAUGUGAGGAGGGAAGGCAGGGAUGUGAGGAGGGAAGGCAGGGAUGUGAGGAGGGAAGGCAGGGAUGUGAGGAGGGAAGGCAGGGAUGUGAGGAGGGAAGGCAGGGAUGUGAGGAGGGAAGGCAGGGAUGUGAGGAGGGAAGGCAGGGAUGUGAGGAGGGAAGGCAGGGAUGUGAGGAGGGAAGGCAGGGAUGUGAGGAGGGAAGGCAGGGAUGUGAGGAGGGAAGGCAGGGAUGUGAGGAGGGAAGGCAGGGAUGUGAGGAGGGAAGGCAGGGAUGUGAGGAGGGAAGGCAGGGAUGUGAGGAGGGAAGGCAGGGAUGUGAGGAGGGAAGGCAGGGAUGUGAGGAGGGAAGGCAGGGAUGUGAGGAGGGAAGGCAGGGAUGUGAGGAGGGAAGGCAGGGAUGUGAGGAGGGAAGGCAGGGAUGUGAGGAGGGAAGGCAGGGAUGUGAGGAGGGAAGGCAGGGAUGUGAGGAGGGAAGGCAGGGAUGUGAGGAGGGAAGGCAGGGAUGUGAGGAGGGAAGGCAGGGAUGUGAGGAGGGAAGGCAGGGAUGUGAGGAGGGAAGGCAGGGAUGUGAGGAGGGAAGGCAGGGAUGUGAGGAGGGAAGGCAGGGAUGUGAGGAGGGAAGGCAGGGAUGUGAGGAGGGAAGGCAGGGAUGUGAGGAGGGAAGGCAGGGAUGUGAGGAGGGAAGGCAGGGAUGUGAGGAGGGAAGGCAGGGAUGUGAGGAGGGAAGGCAGGGAUGUGAGGAGGGAAGGCAGGGAUGUGAGGAGGGAAGGCAGGGAUGUGAGGAGGGAAGGCAGGGAUGUGAGGAGGGAAGGCAGGGAUGUGAGGAGGGAAGGCAGGGAUGUGAGGAGGGAAGGCAGGGAUGUGAGGAGGGAAGGCAGGGAUGUGAGGAGGGAAGGCAGGGAUGUGAGGAGGGAAGGCAGGGAUGUGAGGAGGGAAGGCAGGGAUGUGAGGAGGGAAGGCAGGGAUGUGAGGAGGGAAGGCAGGGAUGUGAGGAGGGAAGGCAGGGAUGUGAGGAGGGAAGGCAGGGAUGUGAGGAGGGAAGGCAGGGAUGUGAGGAGGGAAGGCAGGGAUGUGAGGAGGGAAGGCAGGGAUGUGAGGAGGGAAGGCAGGGAUGUGAGGAGGGAAGGCAGGGAUGUGAGGAGGGAAGGCAGGGAUGUGAGGAGGGAAGGCAGGGAUGUGAGGAGGGAAGGCAGGGAUGUGAGGAGGGAAGGCAGGGAUGUGAGGAGGGAAGGCAGGGAUGUGAGGAGGGAAGGCAGGGAUGUGAGGAGGGAAGGCAGGGAUGUGAGGAGGGAAGGCAGGGAUGUGAGGAGGGAAGGCAGGGAUGUGAGGAGGGAAGGCAGGGAUGUGAGGAGGGAAGGCAGGGAUGUGAGGAGGGAAGGCAGGGAUGUGAGGAGGGAAGGCAGGGAUGUGAGGAGGGAAGGCAGGGAUGUGAGGAGGGAAGGCAGGGAUGUGAGGAGGGAAGGCAGGGAUGUGAGGAGGGAAGGCAGGGAUGUGAGGAGGGAAGGCAGGGAUGUGAGGAGGGAAGGCAGGGAUGUGAGGAGGGAAGGCAGGGAUGUGAGGAGGGAAGGCAGGGAUGUGAGGAGGGAAGGCAGGGAUGUGAGGAGGGAAGGCAGGGAUGUGAGGAGGGAAGGCAGGGAUGUGAGGAGGGAAGGCAGGGAUGUGAGGAGGGAAGGCAGGGAUGUGAGGAGGGAAGGCAGGGAUGUGAGGAGGGAAGGCAGGGAUGUGAGGAGGGAAGGCAGGGAUGUGAGGAGGGAAGGCAGGGAUGUGAGGAGGGAAGGCAGGGAUGUGAGGAGGGAAGGCAGGGAUGUGAGGAGGGAAGGCAGGGAUGUGAGGAGGGAAGGCAGGGAUGUGAGGAGGGAAGGCAGGGAUGUGAGGAGGGAAGGCAGGGAUGUGAGGAGGGAAGGCAGGGAUGUGAGGAGGGAAGGCAGGGAUGUGAGGAGGGAAGGCAGGGAUGUGAGGAGGGAAGGCAGGGAUGUGAGGAGGGAAGGCAGGGAUGUGAGGAGGGAAGGCAGGGAUGUGAGGAGGGAAGGCAGGGAUGUGAGGAGGGAAGGCAGGGAUGUGAGGAGGGAAGGCAGGGAUGUGAGGAGGGAAGGCAGGGAUGUGAGGAGGGAAGGCAGGGAUGUGAGGAGGGAAGGCAGGGAUGUGAGGAGGGAAGGCAGGGAUGUGAGGAGGGAAGGCAGGGAUGUGAGGAGGGAAGGCAGGGAUGUGAGGAGGGAAGGCCGGGAUGUGAGGAGGGAAGGCCGGGAUGUGAGGAGGGAAGGCCGGGAUGUGAGGAGGGAAGGCCGGGAUGUGAGGAGGGAAGGCCGGGAUGCUCUCAUUUCCCCCCCCCCUACAUGCCUCCCUCCUCUCAUUCCCCCCCUUGCUCCCUCGAUGUUUCCCCCACUGCUCCUCUACACUUCCCCCCACUUCUCCCUCUCAUUUCCCCCCUUUAUCCAUCUCAUUCCCCCCCCGUCUCCCCCUCAUUGCCCCCACUUCUUCCUCUCAUCUCCUCCCUUGCUCCAUUUCCAACUCUGCUCCCCCUGA
Closterium sp. Yama58-4 is the source of this 25308-nucleotide messenger RNA. The record is from the annotation of a GenBank genome assembly. Lineage: Eukaryota; Viridiplantae; Streptophyta; Zygnematophyceae; Desmidiales; Closteriaceae.